Messenger RNA from Pisolithus orientalis, 2217 nucleotides. RefSeq names its product CASP C terminal-domain-containing protein. Bases 31 to 2121 code for a protein of 696 amino acids. The record is from RefSeq and is a predicted model, not a curated record. Gene Ontology annotation, cellular component: Golgi membrane. Gene Ontology annotation, biological process: intra-Golgi vesicle-mediated transport. The transcript has 14 exons. NCBI's taxonomy places the organism in Eukaryota, Fungi, Basidiomycota, Agaricomycetes, Boletales, Pisolithaceae.
CGCUUACUGGCCUCUCGCUGGUGAACAACGAUGAGCUCGACCGAACACAACUUCUCGGGUGCGCUCGCCACUUGGAAAUCUGUCAACCUCCAUGAACUCCAGAAAACACUCGACGCGCAAGGCAUCGAGAUCGUAGAGAACCAGAAGGAGAAUGUCCUGAGCAGGAAGGGGCUUGCAGAACGCACGAAAGAAUUCAAGAAGAUCCCCGACGAUGAGAAGCUCAAUUCUUUCAAAGGGUUACUCAAGGCAUACCAGCAAGAAAUUGACGGGCUCACAAGACGCUCAAAGGUAGCCGAGUCUGCGUUUCUCAAUGUAUACAAGGUUCUUGCAGAAGCUCCAGACCCCUACCCCCUGCUAGAGGCUGCUGUGGAACAAGCCAUCGCCAGUACCGAAAACGCUUCACUGAGUGCAGAAGUCGCUUCUCUCAAAUCUGAGUUGUCUCGUCUUAGGUCAGAAAAUGGGGAUCUUCGCCGAGAAAGCAGCACACUAGAGGCAACGAAGCGAAAGUUGGAAGUAUUCGAAACAAAGAUGGAUGACCUUAUUGCCGAGAAGGUAUCUCAGAAGGAGAAUGAACUUAAUGCGACAUACGAUGAAAGGAUGAGGAACUAUGAGGAACGCGAGCAGGAUCUCGUUCGCCAAGUUUCCCUCUAUAAAACGCAAUUGCGAGAUCUGCGGCUGUCAAACGAGACUAACCAGGCCAAGCUGUUAGACGUUAGCUCCAAGGCUGACCAGGACCUCGUCUCCCGACUUGCCGAGGCUGAUAUGGUUCUCGUUGACUUGGAACGCGCCAACGACAGGGUAGCAGUCGUCGAGGGUCGCAAUGAAACACUGCGAGCCGAGAUCGAGGCACUGCGUGCAGAGGGCGAAAGCAGUACAAUCGUUUCGUCCCUCCAAGACCGGGUAUCUGUGCUCGAAUCUGCCAAUGCCGACCUUACUGCCCGUCUCGCUACAGCUCAAUCUCAACUUACUACGGCUUAUGCACAACUUACUCAACGCGACGCAGAGUCGGUACGCCGGGCACAGCGCGAACGAGAGGAACUCGCCGAGGAGACAGCAGGGUUGCGUCAGAAGCUCGUAGCAUAUGCUGACUAUGAUGAGAUUAAACGCGAGCUCGAGAUUAUGAAGUACGUUGAAUUUGGCGGUCUCGACGAUGACGACGCAGAUGCAGAUGACUGGUCGUCACAUGAAUCCGAGAGUGGGGUGCACCUUCCUGACCCAAACGCCGACAAGGCAAAUGCGCGACAGGGAAAGAGCCUUGAAGUCCUCCUUGCGGCCAAGAAUAAACGGAUCCUGGAAGAAUUAACGCGCUUCAGGAUUCUCCAUGGUUCCCUGGAACGAUCCCUCAAAGCCACCCAGACGGAGCUAGAGACCGCGCGUUUGGAACUAUCCAAACAAAAGGAACUUAAUGAACAAUUGGAAACGGACCUUCUCGCAGUCGACAAGCGUCCCGUUCCUUCGGGCACUGGAGCUGGCCGCGCAGCCCCUGAUGAUCCACUUGCUGAUUUGAUGCGUGACAUCGGCAAAGAUGAAAGCAGCUCCGCAAUAACCGGAGAGUCUUCUACUAUACACACAACCCCGAUUCCGUUCACUUCCUCUGCAGAUACGAGUAUCUUGCCUAUUGUGACAAGUCAGAGAGAUAGAUUCAGACAGAGAAAUGCUGAGCUUGAAGAGGAACUCCGCAAGCAAUUCCACACUAUCUCCGAACUCCGGACCGAAAUUAAGUCCCUCCAAUCUGACAACUUGAAGCUUUACGAAAAGGUCCGUUAUAUGCAGAGUUACCGCGAACAGGUUUCCGUUUCGCAGCUUGACCCAUUACCUGGGACAUCUGCGGAUGUAUCUGGCGGCAGCACUCGACUCGGCGACGAGCUUAACAAAUGGAGCACACGUUAUGAGGAAGCUAUGAACCCGUUCGAGGCUUUUCGUGGGCGCGAGGCUACAAGAGCGUACGAAGCCCUUAACGUGGUCGAGCGAGGUGUAUUGAUUCUCACCCGUGCAAUACUAAGUAAUCGCCGUGCCAGGACCGCUUUCAUAUGCUACGCUACAGCAUUGCAUUUAGUGGUCAUGUUCACGGUGUACGAGUGCACGACAUCGCCGAGGCCACAGCAAAGGCCGCCGUACUAAUGGUAGUUUACGCAGUGGGCAAGACUUGCCCGUACUGCACCUACGAUCUAUUAGACUACGAUAGGAUAAUGAUGAUGAGGUUGUUAUGAACUGAUG